This is a messenger RNA of Pipistrellus kuhlii (Kuhl's pipistrelle), 5140 nucleotides long. RefSeq names its product proline rich basic protein 1 (gene PROB1). Gene Ontology annotation, cellular component: nucleoplasm. Lineage: Eukaryota; Metazoa; Chordata; Mammalia; Chiroptera; Vespertilionidae. The record is from RefSeq and is a predicted model, not a curated record.
AGCCUGUUGACGAGCUGUCCACUCCAGUUUCUUCCAGUAAUUUACCACUAAAGGCAGUGGAUCUAGCCGGGACAGCACCUUCCCGAGGCCCCAGCAUAACUUCUGGAGUGGGGGAGCCCUCCAAGCAAUGCUCCUCUAUUAGAGGCUGUGGAGUGCCAGGUCAGGGAAAGUGGGUGCACCCUUAGGAGCUUCAACUGGGAUGGGAUGACAAGACCAGGGAGGAGGGAUGUCACAGCGUGAUGGGAAGGCUCUGAGGGGGAAAUGAAAUUGCUGGUAACACCUGAAUUGCCUGACCUGAAGGUCUGGUCCCCUGAGGCUCACACCGAUCCGCAUGCCCUAGGGUAGUGCUUUACCUAAGGUCCCCGCGCAGCCUCAGUUUCCUCACCUGUGAAGAGCGGAGUUGGGCCUAGCUUCUGGCUCCACUUUGCACACCUGUCAGCCAGAACCUGGAGCGCCACCCAAGGCGCUCUGGCCCGCGGGCCGGCGGAGAAGGAAAGGGCCUGGGAGAAUAAGGCCCAGCGCCCAGGUCCCCCCUGCCGGCCACACCGCCGGCUCCGGAGCGGCCGCGGCCGCUUUAAGGCGCGGUGACCCCACGGCCCCCGCGGGCGGGGCGGGGACAUGUGGGCGUCCCGGCACCAGCGGAGGCGAAGGCGAGGGAGGGAGAGCUCGGCGUCCGGCCCCACCAUGCUGAUCGCGCCCGCCCCGCCGGCCCUGCCCGGGCUCGCAGGUCAGCUGCCCUCAGCCCCCGCGCGGCGCCAGGACUCCUCCGGUUCAUCAGGCUCUUACCACACGGCGCCGGGCUCUCCGGAGCCCCCGGACGCCGGGCCGGACGCGGAGGGCCGGGCACAUUGGCCCUGGGUGGCCCCUGAGCUGGGGGUGGGGGAGCAGCUUCGCCUGUCCAUCAGCGCCCAGAAUAGCCGCCAGCAGCUCCAGCCCGGCUCGGGUUUCCCGCGAGGCCCGGGCGCCGGCCCGCGGCCGCCCCAGCCCCAGCCCCGGCCCCAGCCCCGGCCCCAGCUGCGCAUGCUGCCGUCGGGGGAGAUGGAAGUCAUCUUCGGCGCCGGGGCCCUGUUCGGCCCCUCGGACUCGGCGGACACGGAGGUGCAGCAGCUCACGGCGCGGGCUCUCCACGGCCUCUCCCCGCCGGCCUCCCCCGCCCCCGCCGCCCCGCAGCCCCCGCCCCCCGACGGCGGCUCCCGCUGGGCCACCUACCUGGAGCUGUGGCCCCGCGGGCCGAGUCCGGCCGCCCCGGCGCAGUUCGAGUGCGUGGAGGUGGCGCUGGAGGAGCGGGCCCUGCCCGCCAGGUCGCGGACGGUGCCCAAGCGACAGAUCGAGCUGCGCCCCCGGCCGCCCCGGAGCCCUCCGCGGGAGGAGGAGGCCCCGCGCCCGCGCCCGCUGCUGCGCACCGGCUCCCUGGACGAGUCGCUGGGCCGCCUGCAGGCCGCCGCGGGGCUGGUGCAGACGGCGCUGGCCAGGAAGCUGGGCCCCGCGGCCGCCGCCCCCAGCGGCGCCACCUGCAGGCCCGCGGAGCGGCCCGAGCCCGAGCCCCGGCAGCCGGCCCGCGGCCCCCGAGCGGCCCCGGAGGACGGCCGGUCGCGCCCACCCCGCCUGCACUGCGGCUCGGCCCCCGCCCGGGCCCCGCGGCCCUGGCCCAGCCUCCGCGAACGGGCGAUCCGUCGCGACAAGCGCCCCGGGACGGAGCCCCUGGGCCCGGUGAGUUCCAGCAUCUUCUUGCAAUCGGGGGAGAAGACCCAGGAGGCGCACCACCAGGACCCCAAAACCCGGUUCCCAGGGGAGACCCCGGAUCGGACCGUCCCGAGGCCUCUCGAGGCCAGGGACCCUCGGGGAGUUCCGAGUCAGGCUGUGCGGCCGAGGAGCCCCUCCCCGCGGAGGCAGGCCCCGAAUGGAGCCCCGCAGGGCGCUCACUGCCCAGCUCCCCGGAACCUGUCCCCGCGGAACCGGGCUGAACCCCCCGCGUGGGAGAAGCAGGAUCCCGCCGUCGAGGAAGCCGUCAGCAGGAGCCCUUCCCCUCCAACCCCUUUCCAAUGGAAUCCGGGUGCCGCCGCCGAGGCAAGAAGCCCGCCCGCUGGAGCGCCUUCGCGGUGGGAGGCUCAGCAUCCCGCACUCGGAGCUGCGGGAGAGGGGAGCAGGAGCCCGACCCCGCCGGCCUGGUCCUCCUGGGAGGCCCCAGAUCGUCCCACUGGGCCAUGGAGUCCAUCGCCCCAAGAGAGGUGGGGCCCCCCAAUGCAGGGUUCCCCGAUAGUCUCUCCGCAGGACGCUUUGAACGGCGUCGUCCACGGGGAGCCGGCGCCGCCGACACCGCCCGCACCCAGGACCCCGGAGCUCGCAGAGGCUCAGGGUCCCUCCGCACGGGGCGCUCCGGGUCUCGCCUUCCCAGAAGGCCAGCCGCUGCCCCUCGGCCGCCUCACGGGCGCCCUGGACUCGGAUGUGCCCCCAGAAGCCCUGGGCCCCGGACCAGCGGCCCCCGGGCGCCCGCGCGUGGCCAUCCCGCGGCCCCGCGACCUGCGCAAGAUGGUGAAGACCACGUACGCGCCCAGCUUCCCGGCGGGAGCCCCCGGCUCCGGGCCGCCCGCGCCCGCGGCGGACCCCGCGGAGGAGCCCCGCCCGGAGCCGGAGCUCCCGGUGCCGGGGACCCCCGCCCCGGCUCACUACACCUCCGUGUACCUCAAGGACUUCCUGCCGGUCGUGCCGCACCCUUACGAGCCCCCGGAGCCGCCCCCCAGCGCAAACCCUCGGGACGCUCCGCAGCCCAACGGGGCCCCGCGGCGGAGGGCGGAGAACAGCACGGCCAAGCCCUUCGCGCGCACGGAGAUCCGCCUGCCGGGGGCCUCGGCCGCGGGCCACGGGCCGAAGGAGCCCCGGGGCGGCCUGGUGCGCGGUCCCGGGGACGAGAACCGGGUCGUGGAGGCCCAGCGCCUGGCCUCCGACGGCGAGGGUCCGAUCAGCCCUGUAGGGGGCGCGCUCUCCUUACCCCAGCGGCCGACCCUAGGGCCAGCGGGGGCCCACCCAUCCGGACCCUCCCGCCCCAGCUCCCCUCAGGCGCACCCUGGCUCGAGCCCGGGGAGAGCACCCAAACUGGAGACUCCUCCUCCUCCCGUCCCCCAGCCAGCCACGGCGGCCCAGGCGCCCCGCCCGCGGGAGCCCCCGGCCUGGGCGGGCAGGACGGCCCCGCCCCAGCCCCGCGCGGCCUCGGCGCCCCCUCUGGACCGGCCCCCGGAAGGCCCCUCCCCGGGGGCGCGCAGGCCGGCCGGGGCCGCGAACACCGGGAAGGUGCUGGUGGACCCCGAGAGCGGCCGCUACUACUUCGUGGAGGCGCCGCGGCAGCCUCGGCUGCGGCUGCUCUUUGACCCCGAGAGCGGGCAGUACGUGGAGGUGUUCUUGCCGCCCUCGCCCCCGGGGCCACCCCGACGCCUCUACACCCCGCUGGCCCUGAGUCCCGGCCUCUACCCGCCCGCUUAUGGGCCUCUCCCUGGCCUCUCCCUGCCACCCUCCCCGGGCCCGCCGGCCUACGGCGGCACCCAGCUCCCCUGGGCGUCCGAGGCGGGGCCCCCGGAGAGGAUGUACUACCUGCCGGUGAGCGGGACCCCCAGCCCCGCGCCGCCUCUGCUCCUCUGCGCUCCCCCCACCGGCGUGGGCCCCGCCCAGCCUGGCAAGAGCUCCCUGUUCCCUGUGUGAGGCCCCCCGGGGCCUGAUCCCCAUGGUGAUGGGGCCUGAGGGUGGCUUUUAAGGUUCAGGCAUCCAGUCAGUCCCUGCCCUUUUCUCUCACUUUUUUUUACCCAUCUCAUCUAGUCCCGAGACCGGAAAUUAUCUUCAGAGAAGGUACCUGAGACCCCGGGCGGGGGCUGAUGGAACUGGAUCUCGGGAAGUGACUGCCUUCUUUCUACAACAUUUUACACCCCUUUCCCAAGCAUUCCCACGAGUGUGGUGUGUUUGAGUGUGUCUGUGUGUGUAAAAGUGAGGCGUCUCAGGAUUUGUCCCCAGGAACUGACCUGAAGAGUGGUUGGGGUUCCCUAGGAGCAGCAGGGGACCGGGCUGCCCCCAGAGGUAGUAGCUGUCUGCCCCUCCCUGAAAGGUGGGCCCAGGUGAGGUGGAGCAGGCUAGUGAGCACCAGGGGGAUGGAGGGAGGACUCUGGCCGUCAAAUCUGUUAUUCUUCGGAGGAAGAUCUAAGCCUUGGCCUGGGAGGCUGAGGUGGCAAGUAGCUAGUGCAGCCAGGCCAGGCUGAGUCUGAGAAAGGGAGCUGUGGGGACCAGCAGGUGAAGGGGAAGCAGGGAAGUAAUAAAGGAGGGGCUGUGGAGGGUCAGCCUGGGAUAUGGGGGUACUUGGAGGGAGGUGGGGAAGUGACUGCAGUCCCUACCUGGGAGCUCUGUCCUUUAUUCUCCCCUCAACCCCAACCUCUGACUUGGCUUCUCUAAGCCCUCAGAGCCAGCCUGGCUCUUCCUGGUGCCAGGAAAGGGGGCUCAGUCAUUCCCAUCCUGGGUGGGGAGCAGAGUCAUCAGGAAGGACUUACAAGCAGGGAGAAUGGCUAAGCUGUUGUCCCAGAGGAGCCUCUGGGUGAGGUAGAGGGUUGGUUAAGGCUGGCAGUAGAAAGGAUGCCUCUGUGGGGGGCAGGCCAGAGAAACUUGGACCCCUCCGCUGGUGUUACUGCCCCAGUAACAGGUGUGGCAGCCGUGCCCAGCGAGCACAGUAAAGGACAGGACCAGAGCAUGUGUUCCAAUUGCCCCAAGAGUCCCAGAGCCUCUGAGAGGGCGGAGGGAGGUACAUGGAGGGAGCAGGAGGUGCUUUGCGUGGGUUCAGUGUGAAGUUGUAAGCUUGACGUGCCUGGGCCUUGCCGGACAAGUGUGUGAUGUGACGAGUUUGGCCGUCAGAAGAGUGGCCGUCAGAAGCAGUGUUAGAGACGGAGAUGGAUGCCGUCCUUCAGUUCCAUGCCCCUGGGGGCCCGAGUCCUUUGGAGUCCCUACCCCCCUGCCUUGAACUGGAAGCUGACUGGGAGAACUAUGAGCCAGAUAAGCCUGGACAUCUUUUUAUAGUUGGAGACGCUGUUUCCAAUAGCAUGGAGGGCCCUGGGCUCGUCACCUCAUCCUGGUGAGCAAUAAAUCACGGACCCAAUGAGCUACAAUGGCU